AUGGACCCUCGUGGGUCUCGGUUCUUGGACCCAUCCUCUGCGAUGGCGGCCAUAACCAAGCACAAAGUUGAGGCAAUCAAGCUUGCUCGAGAACAAGGAAUUGCUGUCCAAGAGAUGUGUCGACGUGCGAAAACUGAUAUUCCACCGUACGAGUUUGAAGAAUUGAUAGGCAAAGGCGCCUACGGUCGAGUCUACAAAGGUCAUGAAACAAAAUCGGGUCGACUGGUUGCUAUCAAGGUUCUAGAUAUUGAUUCUCUCGACUACAAGUCUUUACGAGAUUUCAGGGAUGAGUCGAUUAAGGACUUCAUUCACGAAACAAAGGUUAUGAAGCAAGUCAAGGACGCUGGGGCAAAGAACAUUAAUGAGCUCAUCGAAGCCAUUUCUAUCCAUUCACAAUUGUGGCUUGUUUGCGAGUACUGUCCGGGCGGUAGUGUUCGUACACUGAUGCGUGCAACCGACGACAAACUUGAUGAAAAAUACAUUAUCCCCAUUGCGCGCGAGUUGGCCGUUGGUCUCCGCGCUAUUCAUGAGGCUGGAAUCAUCCACCGUGAUGUCAAAGCUGCAAACAUCUUAAUCCAUGAAGAGGGCCGGCUGGAGAUCUGUGACUUCGGUGUCGCCGGUGUUCUUCAAUCACAACGAGACAAAAGAUCUACUUGGAUUGGAACACCACACUGGAUGCCACCAGAAAUGUUCUCAACUCGGGGCGAGGCUCAUCGUUACGGAAGCGAGAUCGAUGUGUGGGCAUAUGGGUGCACGCUAUUUGAAUUCGCAAACGGCAACCCACCGAACUCGGGCCUGCGAGAGCGUAUGCAAAUUGGCCGCCAACUCAAUCGAAACACACCCAAACUCGAUAGCGAUAGGUACAGCCAAGGCUUGAAGGAUCUCAUCGCUUUCGCUCUUGAUUCCAACCCCGCAACCCGCCCCACGAUGGCAGACAUUCUAAAUCACCCUUACAUUGCCGACACUGAUGAGGAGUAUCCCACCUCAAUUGUCAGCGAGCUGGUGCGAAACUACUACCAAUGGUCUCAGCGAGGAGGCCAGCGUAUUUCCUUGUUUCACCCAGGCGGUGCGGCGGCAGCAGAACUCCCUGGUGCCGAAGAGUCGGAUGACGAUUGGAACUUCAGUACAACAGAUGGGUUCGAGCGAAGAUUUUCUGUCAUUGAUCUGGAUCAAAUCGCUGCCUCUUUGGCUGCAAUGGAACAAUCAGUCAGUCCGACCGAGACAGCCUCUGACCAAGAUUUUAUUGAUGAAGGCUCCGAGGGCGAAAUGAAUUAUGAAGACAAGGUCAAUUUCGAUGAACGUGUGCGCCGAGGCGCCGAAGCAAUGCAAGGACUUUUCGACGAGGAAAAGCCAAGCUACGUUUACGAAACAAAAAAUGACUUUGUCCCCAUUGAGCCCACCCCGUCCAACUCAGAUCUGCCUCUCCGCACAGAUACAGACCGCUCUUCUGUCACAUCAACCUUCAUUGACAUUGAUAUCGGCUCCUUCGAGGCAUCCCAUUAUGCGGCGGGGGCGCCUGCUGCCCAGCCUUUUCAACUGGUCGAUGCAGACACUAUUCGCGCGAAUCGUUCCAGUAUUCGCUUGAACAGAAAUUCCAAUGAGAACAGCUCGAAGUCUUCCGAAAGCGGCGUUGAAAGCGAUGGAUCUGCGUCUAUCGAUGAUACAUUCCAGCCGUCCGGUCCACGACCACCCACUAUGGACUGGAAAUUCCCAGUAUUUAUGCAAACUGACGAGGACAAGCCAGCCGACAGCGAAGAAACUCAUGAUCAAGACCCUACCCCGGCUCCUGGGCAGGAGUCAAUUGAAGAAGAGUCCCUCCAGGCCGAAAAGCGUGCUACUAUGGAAUGGACAUUCCCAGUCAUGGGAUCCGUCCCCGAGGAACAGGCCUACACUGAUCGCCACGAUACUCUUCGUGCACCUCUUCCUGGGAUUCAGCCCAUCCCGGAAUCACAAUCAAUAGACGAGCCUGAUGAUUCCCGUCCUUCUACGUCUGCCUCCAACGCCCACUUCUUCGACCGCGAGCUCCCUGCAAUGAUGGGCUCAGCUGGCUUUAAUGAGUACGAGUCUUCAGGGCUUCUCGACGGCCCGGGGCCCGAUGAAAUAUCCCAGCCUGUGUGGCGAGACUCUACCGACGGUAGCACACCACCUCUACCAACGGCCAUCCCAAUCCCCGAAACCCCCACUGCGUCCUCUGUGAUUUCUGGCCCGGUCUCGGAGCCCGGCUCUCCGGUCUUCGAAACGAUUCGCAAUGUGCGACGAGACCAGGAUCCAGAAGUCACGACCUCAAGACCUGAGGAAGUUGAAACCAUCCCCUUCCCAUCACUCGUGGCACCCAGCGCUGCGAGCUUGAUGGAGGGUGCUGAUGAUGCCGCUGUGGCAUUUGAGCUUGAUCGGUUGCUGGGCGACUUCCUUGGGUCUCUCUCGGCCACGAGCAAGGCUCUCUCGAGAAUCGCUGUCACCGGAACCAAUGGCUACGAGGCUGAGUAG
Molecule: messenger RNA, 2487 nt
Organism: Penicillium canescens
Lineage: Eukaryota; Fungi; Ascomycota; Eurotiomycetes; Eurotiales; Aspergillaceae
Product: putative serine/threonine protein kinase
Exons: 5
Coding region: 1-2487 (828 amino acids)
Biological process (GO): protein phosphorylation
Molecular function (GO): protein kinase activity; ATP binding
Source: RefSeq, a predicted model, not a curated record